AUGAACACCUCAGCGUUUGUUAUUACAUUUAUUGGCACUGUUGCCUCGAUUGUGGUAAUCCUUGGAAAUAUAUUCUUAAUAUUUAGCACAAGAAAAAGAAGAAAGGAAAUUGUUUUGUUUUAUUUUCGAUUUCACAUUGAUGUUUUGUUCGGAUUGUCUUACUUCUUAUACUCGUUCUUCAUCCUGGGCUUCACAAUAUAUGGUUCUUCAUUUUUCAUUUCAAAUUCUGACCUUUUUUGGUUAGGCCUACCGUUUUCAAAUAUAAGCGCUGCAAGAACCUUUAUAGUUCUCAUAAUUGUCAUGGAUAGACUUUUGGCAACUUACCUACCUAUUAAAUAUCACGUGGCUCGACCUCGAAUUUCAAACCUACUAUUCUACAUUCCUCCAUUUAUAUUUCUCAUUGUCGAGGACUUUGUUAUUUUCAUAAUUUGUGGAAAAAAUUUAAAACAUAUCCCAGACAGUUGUACAACGUUCCCAUGCACCUUGAAUACUUGUGCAUAUAAUUGGUGGACCACUUAUAAGUCUGUUAUAUUUCCUGUGAUCAUAUUCUUCACAAUAAUUCUUUGCAUUAAGCUAAUGCUUUUUUCAAAAACUCUGCAAAACUCUGGAGUUACGAAAAGAGCCAAUCGACUAGCUCUUCUCGACGCUUUUUUGAUUUUCUUCUUCGACUUUGUUCCAUCGUUUGUGGCUCACGAGUUUCCCAAUUCUCCGUUGAUAGCCUACACGACUACAGGACCAGUUACUGCAAUGCUGAAGCAAGUCGGAAGAGCAAUUGAAUCAAUUAUUGUCAUUGAAAUUUUAGUUAGAAGACAAUCAAAAAUUGAGGAUAGUCGACGAUCUAAAAGAUCUACUCAGCCUAUACCUCAUAUUGCCACUAUUUCGAAACCUUGA
Caenorhabditis elegans is the source of this 891-nucleotide messenger RNA. RefSeq names its product Serpentine Receptor, class BC (Class B-like) (gene srbc-41). The transcript has 4 exons. The coding region runs from base 1 to 891 and encodes 296 amino acids. Lineage: Eukaryota; Metazoa; Nematoda; Chromadorea; Rhabditida; Rhabditidae. The record is from RefSeq and is marked reviewed.